Messenger RNA from Brenthis ino (lesser marbled fritillary), 1530 nucleotides. Lineage: Eukaryota; Metazoa; Arthropoda; Insecta; Lepidoptera; Nymphalidae. The record is from the annotation of a GenBank genome assembly.
AUGAAGUUUACAUCGGUCACGUCCAAUAAAAUAUCGGAGCAAGGACCGCACGAGAAGCGUCUCCUCAACGCACUCCUCAAUUCCUACAACACACUAGAACGGCCGGUUGCCAACGAAAGCGAGCCAUUGGAAGUCAUGUUUGGACUCACUUUGCAACAAAUCAUUGACGUGGACGAGAAAAAUCAAAUCCUGACAACGAACGUCUGGCUUAACUUGGACGAGAAGAAUCAACUACUUAUAACAAAUAUAUGGCUGUCAUUGGAAUGGAAUGACUACAACCUAAGGUGGAAUGACAGCGAAUACGGCGGCGUCAAGGAUCUACGAAUCACACCCAACAAACUAUGGAAACCUGACGUUCUUAUGUACAAUAGUGCUGACGAGGGUUUUGACGGGACGUACCAGACCAACGUGGUGGUCAAAAACAACGGCAGUUGCCUGUACGUACCCCCGGGCAUUUUCAAGAGCACAUGCAAGAUAGACAUCACGUGGUUUCCUUUCGAUGACCAACAUUGCGACAUGAAGUUCGGUAGCUGGACUUACGACGGCAACCAGCUGGAUCUGGUCUUGAAGAAUGAAGCAGGAGGUGACUUAUCAGAUUUUAUAACGAAUGGAGAGUGGUAUUUAAUAGGUAUGCCAGGCAAGAAGAAUACGAUAACAUACGCGUGCUGUCCAGAGCCAUAUGUAGACGUUACGUUUACAAUUAUGAUCAGGAGAAGAACGUUGUAUUAUUUCUUCAAUCUGAUAGUCCCUUGUGUUUUAAUAUCUUCGAUGGCCCUACUUGGGUUUACACUGCCUCCAGAUUCUGGGGAGAAACUUACGUUAGGAGUCACUAUUCUUCUAUCGCUGACGGUGUUCCUCAACCUGGUAGCUGAGACCCUGCCGCAGGUCUCCGACGCAAUCCCCUUGUUAGGGACGUAUUUCAACUGCAUCAUGUUCAUGGUGGCUUCGUCUGUCGUGUUGACUGUUGUGGUAUUAAAUUACCAUCAUCGGACUGCGGACAUUCACGAAAUGCCACAAUGGAUUAAGACAGUAUUCUUACAAUGGUUACCAUGGAUCUUGAGGAUGUCACGGCCAGGGAAGAAGAUAACUAGGAAAACUAUAAUGAUGUCAAAUAGAAUGCGGGAAUUAGAGUUAAAAGAGCGUUCGUCCAAAUCUCUCCUAGCUAACGUUCUGGAUAUAGAUGAUGAUUUUAGACAUGUACCGCCACCACCUAAUAGUACUGCAUCUACAGGGAACUUAGGACCUGGAUGCUCAAUAUUCCGAACGGACUUUCGUCGUUCGUUCGUGAGGCCGUCAACAAUGGAAGACGUCGGUGGUCUAGGCAGCCAUCAUCGAGAGCUACAUUUAAUAUUAAGAGAAUUACAAUUUAUCACAGCGAGAAUGAAAAAAGCGGAUGAGGAAGCCGAACUCAUUAGCGAUUGGAAGUUCGCAGCGAUGGUAGUGGACAGGUUCUGUCUGUUCGUGUUCACGCUAUUCACUAUAAUCGCGACGGUGGCCGUGUUACUCUCAGCGCCUCAUAUCAUCGUGCAG